AAGACGUUACUGAUUUGAUCUGACUACCUAUAUAAAAUGUAGUUGCAAGCAAAAAUUUUAGAUUACAACGAAAACAUGUGGAAACUAGGCGUUAUUGUAUUGUUAGUAGUUUUAUUGAUUGAUAAUUCAGCAGCCAAUAAUCAAAACGAGAAUGUAGUGCGACGGUUACGACGGUCACCUUAUUAUCGCGACUGUCCACCACCGCCAUAUUGGCCACCGCCACCUCUACCACCGCCACCCUAUUGGAUGCAUCGACCACCGAGACGCUACUGGGAGGAAAGGCAGCACUAUAGAGAAUCCUAUAAUGCAGCCAAUACAGCAUCCAACUCAGGGUCGCAGCCUUACGUGCCAUGUGAAUCUUGUGGUGGUGGAAAUGGUGAUUCUGCAGUUAGCAAUGCACAAAGUGAAACAGGAUCAGCUAUUGCUGUCGCCGUUGCCAAACCUAACGCUCACUAAGGCUACUAGUACAGUAUUAUAAUUUGCACUAGUAUGUACUAUAUAUAGAAAAAAAAAGAUAAAUGUAAAAUAUAGUUAUUUUUCUAAGUGUAAUUAAAUUAUAUAUAAAAAUA
Molecule: messenger RNA, 569 nt
Organism: Galleria mellonella (greater wax moth)
Lineage: Eukaryota; Metazoa; Arthropoda; Insecta; Lepidoptera; Pyralidae
Exons: 2
Coding region: 76-456 (126 amino acids)
Source: RefSeq, a predicted model, not a curated record